CGUCAUCUUUAGCAUUCAUGGCUAACUAACAUUCUACCAUUGAAACAGAAUCACUCACGCGCCCACCCUGAUUUUGUAGGUCACGACCAUCUUAACGUAAAACUCUAAUUCCUGAAAAUGAAACACAAACGGGAUUUAAAACAAUUGCUUCAUCCCUACUAUAUUGUCAAUAUGUUCUUAAGUAUUCUAUUUUUCAUUACAAAAACUGUACCAGUGUUUUGUACAUGGAUGUAUGAAGAUUGUCAUAUUGACUUGCAAGAAUAUGAAUUGCUAAUAUGUUUAGGAAGUUUUGUUGCCUUACGGAAUAAGCGUCAAUUUUCUAUCCCUGAUUAUCUUGCCCACUUUUAUAUGUUUGCUAAAGUGAUUAAUCUUUUAAUGUUUUGGAAACAAAAUGUUGCUUAUUCUGUUUGUUAUGGUAUUCUAUGGUUAAUACAGGGUUGCUUUUUACAACAACCUGUAUACAAUGGACCUGAUAAAGUGAUGUACUUACGUGAUACUACUUUCGAGAAAGAAGUUAUUCAUGGUAAUCCAAAAGUAACAUGGCUUAUCGCCUUCUAUACAAUCUGGUCACCUGCAUGCACCAAGUUACAGCCGAUAUUUGCUGAAUUAUCUGAAGAAUACGGUUCAGAUUUGUUGAAAUUUGGUAAACUCGAUGUGAUUCGAUAUCCAGAUAUUAGUGUCAAGUAUAAUAUUGAUACAUCGAGUUGGUCGAAACAACUGCCUACGCUUAUUCUAUUCCGUCAAGGUCGUGAGUUGACAAGACGACCAGCUAUCAUAAAUACAUCGAAAAAAGCUAUCCAGAAGUUCAUUUUCACAUGGGAAAAUAUAAUCAGUGCUUUUUCAUUGAAUGAUAUAUACACUAGUCAAAAAACGAAAUCUGGUACAGUAGUAGCGAAUCAAUGUAAGACGACGGCUAAUUCAUCAGAUGAGGAUAAGAAGAACUUGUGAUAAAAGUAUAUAUAUAUAUAUAUAUGCAAACAUGACUACACUACUGUUAUGUUAGGUAUAUUUCUUCUCUAGUCUUUCUGAUCAUAUGAUAUGAUAUUACAUAAUA
Molecule: messenger RNA, 1054 nt
Organism: Trichobilharzia szidati
Lineage: Eukaryota; Metazoa; Platyhelminthes; Trematoda; Strigeidida; Schistosomatidae
Source: the annotation of a GenBank genome assembly